UAUUGGAAUAAUUUUUUAUCAAUAAAAUAAUGCAAAGAAUUAAAUUUCUGAAGAGAAAAUGUCGAAAAAGAAUAUAAAAUUUGAGGAGUUCAUCGAAACCCUAACGAUUUUCCGACGUAGCCUGAUAUUUCAAACAAAGGAGUUCUUUCAAAAUUCUACCUUGCAUGGUGUGCGGUAUAUUGCGGAAACGGGGCGACCAAUUGGAGAGAAGUUUAUGUGGUUUUGUUUUACAUCGAUCGGCACGAUUACUGCCUUAGUUAUCAUCAUGAGUCUAUGGGAAAAGUUUCAAACUAAUCCAACAAUAACAGGUUUAGAUACUGAUUUUCAUAAUCAGAAUGUUGUGUUCCCCACAACAGUGAUCUGUCCAGAAAUAAUGUUCAGUCAAGAACAAUCGUAUGAUGUAGCUUACAAAGAGUUAAGUAACAAUGAUGAGAACACAGCUUUGCUUAUACAACCUUUUCUCGAAAAACUACCGUCUUUAUCAUUCAAAAAUCUUAAGGAAGGGAUUGAGUUAGUGAAAGAUAUACCAUUGGAACGUUUAAAUACACAGUCGUUGCGCCACUGGGCUUUUAAGGUUAACGUUAGCUGCGAAGAUGUUAUUUCAUUCUGUAAAUACCGCGAUGAAGUUAUCAACUGUUGCGCUUACUUUGAUCCAAUCUAUACGGAACAUGGAUUUUGUUUUGCUUUUAACAGUCGUUUCAAAUCUUUACCGAAUGAUGAUCAAAAAUCUGGUCCGGCUCAUGAUCUUUAUGAAACAGAUAAGAAGUGGGCUUUGUUUUUUGUACCCAAUGGAACAGCAGAGAUUUUUAUAUUUUCUAAUCAGGAAUAUUUCGGUAAGGACUACAAUGCACAAAUCGAAUGGAGCGAUGGUGAAACUGCCGAGGUGCGAAUAUCGAAAAAAAAUACAUACACCACAGAUGAUGCCAGACAGUUAACAAUUGGUCAAAGAAAAUGCAUUUUUUUCGAUGAAGUAAAACUACAAUAUUUUCCGGAUGAAUAUACUUUUUCGUCUUGCAUGAAAGAAUGCCGCAUUAAGAAAGCUCUGAAGUUAUGCAAAUGUAAUCCACAUUUCUAUAAACCUCUACCAAAUGUGCCCAUGUGCACCAUAGCUGACUUUGAAUGCCUAGACAAGUUCAAAAACAAUAUAACAACCAUUAAGGAUUGCGUACAAUGUGAGCUGAGCUGUUCGAAAACAGUUUUUAAUAUCGAAAAAUUAAGUAAAACACGUGAAGAAACAAAACAACAUGGGGUUCUAGUUGAAUUUUUGACCUGGCCUAUUAUACGUUAUAAGCGUGAAGUACUAUUUGGUUGGGUAGAUUUAUUAGUAUCAUUUGGUGGUAUUGCAAGCUUAUUUCUCGGUUUCUCUCUACUAUCCGGUGUGGAAAUUAUAUACUAUUUCACUUUACGUGCUUGCUGUAUGGUGUAUAAAAAUAGAGAAGAACUUGAAGAAAUUGAAGAAAAAAUAAAGCUACAACCACCACCUCCAAUAGAUCUUACCUUUAAAAUACGACGUCGCAGCAACAUGCGUGUGCAGUUGAAUGAUAUUAAAUCUGAUGAUGACAGCAUCAUGCGAAAUAAUCUAAAUAAUACAAAUAAAUCAAAUGAUAAAGCAAUACAUUUAGAUAAACAUAAUAAAUUAAAAUUAAAUGUAUCAUCACAAAGAGAGCAUAAGAAAAAGGAAAAGGGUUACAUUAGCUAUGCUAAAUCCUUAUUUAAAGCUCCAAAAAUCAUUCCUCAGUAUGCAGACGAAAAAUCUUGGCAAUACGGACAAUAUUUACCAUAAACAAUAAUACAAUUUAUUUUGCAAAUUUUAAAACUUUUUAUAAUUAAAUUUAAU
Teleopsis dalmanni is the source of this 1837-nucleotide messenger RNA. It is a transcript of the gene ppk23, whose product is annotated as sodium channel protein Nach. Gene Ontology annotation, biological process: sodium ion transmembrane transport. Gene Ontology annotation, molecular function: ligand-gated sodium channel activity. Lineage: Eukaryota; Metazoa; Arthropoda; Insecta; Diptera; Diopsidae. The coding region runs from base 59 to 1783 and encodes 574 amino acids. The record is from RefSeq and is a predicted model, not a curated record. The transcript is spliced from 12 exons. Gene Ontology annotation, cellular component: membrane.